GGGCAUUGGCCGCGCCGCUGGGUGAUCCCUUCGGGCUCAAGUUGCAGGGGGGCGGGCCCGGGCCCGGAGGUGGAGUCUCCCGCCAAUUCCAGCCGUGGCUAUAAAUUGAGCUCCCCGCGCGGUCGCAACCCAGAUGCCUCGCCAGGCCGCCUCGAGGCUGGUGGUCCAGGAAGGCGACGGGGUCCGGGGGCCUUCGGGGCCCGCAGCCACCAUGCUCCGCUCCCUGCUGCUUCACUCUCUGAGGCUCUGCGCCCAGACCGCCUCGUGCCUCGUGCUCUUCCCGCGCUUCCUGGGCACGGCCUUCAUGCUGUGGCUCCUCGACUUCCUGUGCAUCCGCAAGCAUUUCCUGCGCCGCAGCCACCGGGGGCAGUCCGAGCCCGAAGUGGAGCUCAGCAGUGAGGGCGAGGAGGCGCCCCCCGACGACCCACCCAUCUGCGUGUCCGACGACAACCGCCUGUGCACCCUGGCGUCGCUCAAGGCCGUGUGGCACGGACAGAAGUUGGAUUUCUUCAAGCAGGCGCACGAGGGCGGGCCGGCCCCCAACUCCGAGGUGGUCCUCCCCGAGGGCUUCCUGAGCCAGCGCAUCCUGGACUAUGCCCACGGGAAUCGGCCGCUGGUACUCAACUUCGGCAGCUGCACCUGACCACCGUUCAUGGCGCGCAUGAGCGCCUUCCAGCGCCUGGUCACCAAAUACCGGCGCGACGUGGACUUCCUCAUCAUCUACAUCGAGGAAGCGCACCCCUCCGACGGCUGGGUCACCACGGACUCGCCCUACGUCAUCCCACAGCACCGGAGCCUGGAGGACCGGGUCAGCGCGGCGAGGGUGCUGCAGCGAGGAGCGCCUGGCUGCGCUCUGGUCCUGGACACCAUGACCAACUCCAGCAGUUCCGCCUAUGGCGCCUACUUCGAGCGCCUCUACGUCAUCCAGGGUGGCACCAUCAUGUACCAGGGCGGCCGGGGCCCGGAUGGCUACCAGGUCUCGGAACUGCGCACUUGGCUGGAGCGCUACGACCAACAGCUCCACGGUGCCCCGCCCCGUCGUUUGUAGACCGCCAAGGGAUCACAGACCGAUCGUGGCGGGCAGGGCCUUCGGGCCUCUGAAUCUCACGUACAGGAGGCCCAAACCUCCGAGGUCAAGUUCGGUGGGACCUCGGCGUCGCGGCCAUACU
This is a messenger RNA of Dipodomys ordii (Ord's kangaroo rat), 1169 nucleotides long. It is a transcript of the gene Dio3, whose product is annotated as deiodinase, iodothyronine, type III. The transcript has a single exon. The record is from RefSeq and is a predicted model, not a curated record. Lineage: Eukaryota; Metazoa; Chordata; Mammalia; Rodentia; Heteromyidae. Gene Ontology annotation, molecular function: thyroxine 5'-deiodinase activity.